This is a messenger RNA of Paramuricea clavata, 1647 nucleotides long. NCBI's taxonomy places the organism in Eukaryota, Metazoa, Cnidaria, Anthozoa, Malacalcyonacea, Plexauridae. The record is from the annotation of a GenBank genome assembly.
UUCAGGCGUUUGCAGUGCCAUGAUUGUGUUGAGUUGAAGAAAGAAGUCAAGAAUAUGAAUGAAAAGAUGACUGAGGAUAAUGCCAAGCUGCAGAAGCAAGUCAAUGACCAUAAUACCAAGCUGCAGAAGCAGGUAGAUGACCUCAGUGAAAAGAUGACUGAAGACAAUGCCAAGCUGCAGAAGCAGGUUGAUGAGCUCAGUGAAAAGAUGACUGAGGAUAAUGCCAAGCUGCACAAGCAAGUCAAUGACCAUAAUGCCAAGCUUCAGAAGCGAAUCAGUGACCAAAAUGCCAAACUUCAGAAACAGGUUGAUGAGCUCAGUGAAAAGAUGAGCAGAAUGUGUGAGAUGCAAAUAGAAGUCAUGAUGAAAGUCACACAGAUGAUGACAGAAGUAAAACAACUUAAACAGAUGAUUCCAGGUCAACAGUUGGUUAGAAAAAGUAUAAUCAUUGCUGGUGGAGAAAAUAAAAAUUCCAUCAAUUCUGUGGAAAUUUUCUCCUGGGAAAAUAAAACAUGGACAUUACUAAAUCCAAUGUCAACAUGUCGUUCCAGAGCAUCUGCAGUCACAUAUCAAGGUGAAGUCAUUAUUUCUGCAGGAACUGAUGGUAAGAAAUCUACAGAUACAAUGGAAACAAGUUCUUGUGAUGCAUCUGUGGAAUGGAAGAUCUCUCCUGUCAAGCUUUCUGAAUUGUGUCGAGGGCAUGCAGCAAUCAUGUAUAAAGAUAGCUUGAUUUUGAGUGGAGGAAUUGCAAGUAAAACUAGUGACAAAAUCUACAAGAUUUCCAUGGUCCCUCCAUACUCUACAAAGAUCUUAGCAACAAUGCCUGAACCAAGAUAUGACCACACUAUGGAACUGUUUGAAGACAAGCUUUUUAUCUUUGGAGGGUGUUAUGAAGGUGCAAAGGACACUGUCAUGAUGUAUAAUCUUGUCACCAAAGAAUGGAAGAUGAUGACACCUUUGCCUUUUGCAGUUGAUGAGAUGGCGACUGUUCUUUGGCAAAAUAAUGUCAUUGUUCUUGGUGGAAGAAAUAAUUUUACAGGCUGUAAAGAUACGGUUGUCAUGUACAAUCUAACAACAGGGGAAUCCAAAUAUUUGCCAUCCAUGAAACAUAAACGACGUGGAUGUGCUGCUGUUGUUACAGGCGGUGUACUUGUUGUGAUGGGUGGGGAACAUGUUAAAUCAGCUGAGGCUUUCCAUUUCCAGGAGCAGGUCUGGGAAGAACUACCAGACAUGAAUGAAGCAAGAAAGUAUGCAAGUGCUGUUGUCAAACCAAAUUAAACAGCACAAAGUCAAUAUGUUACAAUAUGUCUAAUACUGGACAACCUUGUAGAACAAAAGCUACAUUGUAUAUUGCAUAAACAUAUAUAUUAACCAUAUUACAAACUGUGCUGGGACAUUUGCAAAUUAACCCACAUAUUUGAUGGAAAGAUGACAUAACCUGAGCUAAAGAAUUGCUAACAUCAAAAUGCAAUUAAUAUUUACUUACAAGCUGGGCAAACGUAAGCUUUGUUAAAUUCUCUUGUACCAUCUUCAUCACAAAAUAUAUCCGAGUUAUAAAAGCUAAGAAAAUAAUACUGAUAUCUCAAUGGUCAAUCUAACAUUUUAACCAGCAUUUUUUCCUUAUUAUUUGCCAAUUUUUUAUAAAUG